GGAAGGCAGAAUACUGGACCCCAGCUAAGAACGACUGCUGUGACGUUAUUUCCGGGGGAUUGCGCAACAUCACCACACGAUACAUCAAGGUUUCUGGAUCGAUUGUCCAUUAAGGCAAAAGAUCAUUUAAGUCUACCACAACAGAUGGCGAGCCUAAUGCAGGUGGUUCAAUUUUUCCCUUAAUUUCAGCAGAAUUAAAAGGGGCCAUAUUUUAUUUCGGGCAGCAAAAAGGCCGGCAUUGAGGUAAGACAUUUUUGUUUUGAUACUCUCAUAUUUGAGAAAGUUUUUGCUGUCUGCAAAUUGAUUUGUGGUCUCUAGGCUGCUGGAAUCAGGUAAAAAUCUACCAAAAGAACAUUUUGGGUGUAUGUGUGGUGUUUUUCAGUAUUAACUGCCCAGGUACUGGUUGGGGCAUAUCUGCAUAACUGCUGUGGGGUUUAUUCGUUUAUUUUUUAACCGUAAGGGACUGUUAUUGCCCCUGCUAGAGGAUCUGUGAGUGAUUCAGACCAGUGGAGGGAGUUUCUGUGUAUGCCGGGUGGUUGUAGGAUAAUCUUGUAGCAGGCAGAUAUGGCCAAAAGUAUCUAGAGGGGAUUUAGAAUCAUUGUUUUUUUCAUUUGUGUUUGUUUUCUGUCUGUCUACUAAGUGGUGUUUGUUUUAAAAUUGCGACUCUAUAGGUUUCAUCCUUGAGAAAAUCUUUAGUUUGGGAGGAUUGUAUUGCUUUUAUUAUUACAAGUUUCAAUAUUGGAGGUUGGGUAACAAUCCGACCAAUCUGAAUUACAAACCAAGUUUCUAGCCCUUGCUGAGCGCUGAACAGGGGGAGCCUACGCCAUUUUGAAAUAGCCAGUGGCCAUUUUUGUCUUUAAGCACAUGUGCCAGCGGCCAUGUUGUCUUAGUUUUUGAAAAGGUAUAUUGGGCUAUUGGUGGGAGGCACAUCCCCUGCAUAUAACCCUAACAGUUGUUCUAUUGUAUAUAAUAGAUUUUCAUCUAUACAUUUCAUAACAGCAAAGUUCUCUUUGAACUUUUUGGAACAUUUUUUACAUUUUUGUUAUACCUCUGCUGUUCCCUGCAGUCUAUUGACUCCUACUUCCUCCAGGAUAGGGGGUUUUCCUAAGGAAGAGACCAUCACAUGGUGUUGUAAUUGUAAUUGUCCUUUUGUGUGAGUGAAGGAAGAGUGUUGCAUGGUUUACAACAUAAGGCUAUAUGUUAACUAGCUAUUUCUCUUUUUAUACUCCUUGUUUUCCUGCUCUUUCUCUCUUUAUUUUCCUCUCUUUAUCCUUCCUUCCGUCCUUUAUUAUCCCCAUCUCUCUCACUUUUCUCCAUUUCUCUCUUUUAAAACACUUUUGCUUACCCUCUCUCUCUCUCUCUGUCUAUAACUACCACACUAACUCUUUGCCUUGCUUUUGGCUAGCCCUCUUUUCUGUCUUAAUCUAUUCUCAAACCAACACAUUCUCUGUAGGUUUGGUUGGAAGACAUCUUUUCUGUCAUUGGAAGUCUGGUAGUGUAAGAUAGCUGCUGUCUGCUUAUGAAAGUUGCUGUUAUGAAGGAAAUUCCUGUUAAUUACGUCCAUAAGGACUGUGCUGCGAAGUCGGACUGUAUAGGGUGAAAAAACAGUGAACUGGUUAGCUUUUUGUGAGGAGAAAAAGUGGACCAAGCCUACUCGGGUUCAUCAAUUGUCGCGUGAGCUUUGUUCUCUUUUCUCUUCCCCUCAAGGUCCAUCUUAAGGGUGGAAGGUGUCCGUGGUUCGUAACAAAGCCCGGGGGUGGAGUUUGUGGGGAAAUUAUUGAGGACUGUUCCCUUUCUUGUUCGUGACCAGGUGUCCGCGGUUCGUACCGGAAGCUUGGGGGACGGGACUUGGGGAGGUGAACUGGGGAGGGGUUUCUCUGUUUCUAUCUGUUUUUCUAGACACUUUCUCUCAAAACCUAUUGGCCUGACUGGGGUGACCAGGUGUCUGUGGUUCGUACCGGAAUCCCUAGGAAGGUUCAACUAUAUCUCCCUUGUUCUCACUUCCUGUCGCUCCCUCUCACUUGCUGUCAACACUCCAGGCAUUGGGAACUCUUAUCCUGCAGUCAGGGCGCUGUUUUGAGCCAAUUUAGCACGAGGGAUAAGGAAGGUGUCCGUGGUUCGUACCUGUCCGGAUCCCUCGGCCGCUGAUCCUUCUCUCUGAGUGGGCUACGGUGGAUAAUGUCCGUGGUUCGUAUUUGAAGCCAUAGAGCUACUCAGAGGACGAACAGGUAAGGAUCGACGGCGGUCUGCGCAGUGGACGUAGACACUGUAGGUGGACGCAUCUACUUGGAAAAAGCUCGAGACUCGAGUAUUGGUGUAGGGAAAUCUAGGGAACAGAAGGGUACCACUUCUGAGUUCAGGACGGCUCAGCAGCACAUGAAAUCCACAUAUGGAGGAGGGACUGUUAAGCCCCUCAAAGAUUGGCACAAAUGGUCUUCAGGUUUAGAAUGGUCCAUCCCUAAGGAGGGGACGUUUGAGGUCUGGAUCUAGGAAAAGUUCGUCCGUGAGUUCCACUCCAGACUCCAAACACAUGGGUCUUUAGAGAAGGCCAAUUUGUGGUUACAGGAAUCUACCAAGCCUUAGCAGCAGGGCAUUCAAAAGUCUCAGACAGUAAGGUCAAACAUAAUCAUGUACUUCCUUCCAGCCAGAACUGCAGAAAGCAAUAAUGAUAAGGACGAGACAGAGCUGCAAACAGGUUUAAAUUUGCUAGCAACACAGGUCAUCUCAACAUCCUCAGCUCAUCUGUCUCCAUCACCAUCCCCACAUCUGGAAUCCGCAAAAGAUGCCUCUGACAAAACGGAUUACUGCCGCCUUGGAAAAUCCGAUUUGGUCACCUUAUGCGAAGCCAGAGGGUAGACAGCUGACGUGGACCCGGUUACCACAGGGGUCCAUGACUAGCCCAUCGGAAUAUAAUUGCAAGCUAAAGGUGGUAUUAGACCAGUGGGUGCCAGAGGAUCCGGAGGUCGCACUGUUACAAUAUGUGGGCGAUCUAUUAGUUUGUUGCCCGGACAAGGAUUCAUGCUAUAGACACACUAUCUCGCUACUGAACCAUCUGGCAUCCACUGGGAAUAAGGCUAGCAAGGAAAAAUUGCAGUUUUGUAAGGAGAAGGUUAUUUUUCUAGGCCUCUGUAUCUCAAAAGGGACCCAACACCUAACAACACAACAGAUACAGACUCUCAGACUUCACCCGACCUCGUAAUGCCCGACAGUUGAGAGCCCUUCUAGGUCUGAUCAAUUACAGCAGAGAUUGGAUCCCUAAUAUUUUAUUCAGAAUGGGUCCUCUCUAUACUUUGUGUUAUUACAGAAAGUUGGUGACAUAGUUUUAGAUUCCCCUCUAACCUUUCUCAUCCCACACUCUGUCCAAGAGAUUCUCAACCAGGUCCAAACCAAACAUCUUUCAGCAGCACGUCUGACCAAAUCUGAAGUGACUCUCCUUACCCCUACUAACCUCACACUGAGACGAUGUACAAUCCUCAAUCCCGCAUCUCUUCUCCCGACCCAUUCUGACUCGGAAGAAGAGGGGGGGACGAAGGGAUUGUGACUGACUCUAACCCAACCAUGACAGAACCAACAGACGAUCACAACUGUCUUGAACUCAUGGAACCCGAGACAGAAGCAGUACAACAUCCACCUCCAUGACGGGCGGAUCCACGCCAGCCACUGCAAGAAGCUGCUGGACUAUCAAGUGCAAUGAUCAGGUGCAUUGUUUCUAUAUACACUUGUUGUUUAAUGUAUUUUGGAUACUGUUAUGAGGAGUCACAUCCGAAUUUACUGUUCAAGAUGCAUUUACAAUUAGCAAAAACAGCAAAUAGGUCCAACUGCUGGGUGUGCUCCAAACCCACUCCGAGCCAGAGCAUCCCGGCAAUGGCGGCAGUACAUGCCCUUUAUGACAUCAGGGUGGGCAUGAGAAAGUUUAGUCCUUCAGGUAGAUCAGCGGAACGCCAUCUGUCCAUAGAAUUUAAUCAGACAUUCUUAGAUGGUAAUGUCACCUAUGGUCUUGAUGUCAGCCCCGAGGCUUGUACUAGACUUAGCAGACCCGUGUGGGUAUCCAGUCAAUUAGGCCAGUCCGGGAUUUGUUUUAAUAUCAGCUCUAGUUUUGGAGCCAAGUCCCUGGGGAGGACCGAAUGCCCAUCUGGGAUAACCAUCCAGAUCGACCAUAGAAUCCCUGACAAUAACAACCUAACCACCAGACAUGAUUAUGUCUGCUGGGGGGGAGGGUGUGACAUUCAGGAGGGUGCAGCAAUCCCAUUAUCCAUCCAGUUGUUGCGCAAUGCCCGUAACCGUAACCCCAAUGACCUUUGUGUCUCAUUAACUGGGCCCUAUUACUUUUUCUGCGGCCAGGCUGCCUAUAGAGCCGUUCCCCCGAAUACUAGAGGGUCAUGCUCCUUAGUCAGGUUAGUCCCUGCCUCCUACAUUGCCGACGGUCACAAGGACUUGAUGGUGCAGAGGAGGGUAAGUGUGGAAAGAAGGACCAGGAGAGAGCUAUUCUCCGCAGGGGACCGUGCAUGGGCAUGGUUUCCGGCAUGGACCGGAUGGGGUAUAGAACUUAUGAAUCGGCUAAAUAAUUUUUCCAUCAUAAUGGACGAGAUGUUUAAUGAGACAGUCGAAGCCAUGAAAGAAAUUUCUUCUGAACAAUGACAGCUGAAGACCCUUAUGCUUCAGGAGAAAAUGUCUCUCUACUAUCUUUUAGCAUCAAAGGGGGGUUUCUGUGAGUUAAUUGGGGAGGAUUGCUGUACCUGGGUGGAAGAUACUGGGGACAAGGUUCAGGCCCAUCUUGACAAGGUGAAAGCAUUACAGGGACAAGCACGCGCUAUUGCAGAGGAGGGUUGGAACCCCUUUAAAGGUUUAGGGGCUUCGGCGAUGUUGUCUUCUAUUGGAUCAUGGCUUAAAGAAGUUGGAGUGUAUGUCCUGAUGCUGCUCUGCUUUCUUUUCCUCCUCUAUGUGACGGCGAGAAUGACCUGUUGUUUGGUGAACCAAGUUGCAAAGAGCCGUGCAGAGGACCAUGUGAUGAUUCCAUAAAGAGCCAUCGCCUGAAGCAUCCGGAACCCUUUACCUCAGGAAGAUCAGCACAGGAAGAACCACCACCUUUUUU
Xenopus laevis (African clawed frog) is the source of this 5092-nucleotide messenger RNA. RefSeq lists its product as uncharacterized. Lineage: Eukaryota; Metazoa; Chordata; Amphibia; Anura; Pipidae. The coding region runs from base 3691 to 4638 and encodes 315 amino acids. The transcript is spliced from 2 exons. The record is from RefSeq and is a predicted model, not a curated record.